Molecule: messenger RNA, 1159 nt
Organism: Aspergillus calidoustus
Lineage: Eukaryota; Fungi; Ascomycota; Eurotiomycetes; Eurotiales; Aspergillaceae
Source: the annotation of a GenBank genome assembly
GUCCGAGUCAAUCAGGACACCAACUCGGCUUUCCAAACAUAUAUAACGAGGAGUGAUGCGCCUCUCAAUAAUGUGCCUGUGUGCCUAUUUCAUUCUUUCUAUGAAGCUGUCUUUGCUGUCCGGGCUGGUUCCGAUCUAUUCAUUCUCUACAAAAAUACACGCUCUUCACUCGUUUGACUCAUACAUAGCCUUCUCAAAUGAGGCUUUCACUUCUCGCUUCUGCGGCACUCGUGCCCUUCGUUUCCGCCCAUUAUUUCUUUGAUGUCCUUAUCAUUGAUGGCCUUGAGACUAAAAGCAACGAGUUUGUUCGUUCCAACACCCGCGAGGCCAAGUACAACCCAACCAAGUGGGAAAAUAUUCGCGAUGAAAUGACCCCCGAUCUGUCCGACUUCCGCUGCAACAAGGGUGCCUUUACCUUUGCUGGCCAAACUGGCACCGCAGAGGUUCAGGCUGGGUCCAAGCUUGCCAUGAAGCUCGCCGUUGGUGCUAACUUCCAGCACCCAGGACCGGCCUUGGUGUACAUGUCCAAGGCUCCCACCACUGCCAGCACUUACGAGGGCGAUGGCGAUUGGUUCAAGAUCCAUGAGGAGAGUGUUUGCGACAGGAAUGCCGAUUUUACUGGCGCUGCUUGGUGCACUUGGGAGAAGGAUCGUAUUGAAUUUACUAUUCCAGCUGAUCUUCCAGACGGAGAAUAUCUCAUCCGUCCUGAGCAUAUUGGCGUCCAUGGAGCUCAUGUUGGUCAAGCUGAAUUCUACAACACUUGCGCUCAAGUCAAAGUUGUCGGCGGCGGCACCGGAACUCCUGGGCCCACGGUGAAGUUCCCCGGUGCCUAUAAGAAAGACGACCCGUCUUUCAACUUCAGUAUAUAUGGCGGGUACAAGGAUUACCCUAUGCCCGGCCCUGCUGUCUGGACAGGUGGCUCGAGCUCCAACACUGCAAAUGAGACACUCCCUUCUGCUCCCUCUCAGGGAGUCACCGGUCCUUGCAACGGCAGCUACCGCCGUGAGCACGCCCGCCAAUUCAAGCAUUGAAUGUGAGCUAUACUUGACCCUAUCGCGGUCCGCUUUAUUUCCGUACCUUUGGAGCGCUUGGUUGCUUGCAACCAUGAAACUUUAUUUUCUUCUACUCUUUUGUCUUCUUUUUUUGAGAAACUGCUGUG